AAUCUCUCAAGUCUUUCCUGUUCUGUAUGAUGGAUGAACAGAUGCCCAAAUACGUAACCACAUGUCGCCUCAUAGCCCUCACGGUCUGGCUUCUUCAGCACCGCAUGUUAGUCAAUCAAGGCUUCGUUUUCCGGCGCAGCGGCCUCUCCACCGACUCAAUUGUCAUCCUCGUAAUUGGCGCCACAUCAACCGCCUGGACUGCUUCGAUACUCUACCACGCCUACUACGACUCCCCUAACAGUAGCGGCAAGGGAACCCUACCCUUAUGGUCCGGGAAAGCCAUUCCCUUAUACCCCAUGUCCAUCUGCCUGAUUGAAGCCCCCAUUCUCGUCCAAACCCUCUUCAUCCUCUGGGUGCUGAAAUGCAUCCCUGCGGUCUGGGCCUCACGAUCUGGAAACUCACCUAACCUAUGGCGCUCCCUCCGCACACGCAGCCCUUUCGACUGGGAAUCCGGCCUCGGCUACUACGUAUAUACCCUCCUCUUUACCACUACCUUUAUCACAGUCGGUACCGCAUCCGCCGUAGCCAUAGCCGCAGGCGGACCCCAUACCACAAGUGGCAUCCUCAGCCUUGCCGGCCUCAUCGUUUUCUUCUUCAACGGCACACCAAGACAUCCGUAUAACGCUGCUCCGCACAGCUACGCCUCCGACACACUGCGCAUCAUUCUCCCAACCAUGCACCACGAAGGCACUGUGUACCAGCUCCCAAGCGCAGACAGAGGCUUCGACGCUAUCUGGUCCCCCAAGAUCAGCAACGAGCAUCGCGAGGCAGACGGCGAAAUCAUGCUGCUAUUCCAGCACAUGCGGUGCGGACGCUGGCUGCCGCACGAGCCAUUAGAACGUCUACGGGCCACGCUGGCGCGCUUCCACGCGCGCGUGAUCUUGUCCCCCUCGGAAGCACGCUUACUAGCCGACUUCAUAUAUCCCGAUCUAAACAGUAGUAAUGUAUCCGGAGAGGGAAGCAGGCCCGAAUCUUUCCGUUCUCUCCACUGCAAACGAGCAGAAGGCGUGCAUCUCAUCGGCCGGGAUCUCCUUUUCGCCCUCUGCCACGCCGAAUACCUGGUCUUCAUGUCGCAGCACUCUCUCCCCGACGAAACAUGUGCGAAGCUACAUCGUCUACGCCUCAUGAGCCGCAGUGGUGCGACAUCGAGCCCGACCUCCAGCCCCAACAGCCCCGACCAUACCAUCGGCUUCCUCCCCGGCCUCGCCGGCUACCGCGAAGCCGCGCGCUAUGUCUACGCCAUAUUCGCCCUCCCCGUCGACGCUUCUGCGCUUCACUUCGACGUCGCGCCGCCGGUAUUUUCAGCGGCGCUGGGCAAGGCGCCGCCAGAUAUCGAGGCGUAUGUGGCUGAGUUGUGGGAUCUGAGUAUGCGGCAUUGCGAGGGGACGUUUAGCGCGCUGUGGUUCUUUGCCACGGUGUGGUUUAUGGAGAUGGGGAAUGUGAACGGGUUUCAUAUUUUUCCGCUGAGGUGUGACGGGAGGGAGGGGGACAUGGUAGCGCAGGGUGUUAUGUGGAGGCAGGCUUGGUUCUCGGCGUGCGUGGCGCAGAUCAUUUCGUGCAGUGGUGUGGUUUUUGGGGCCUUUGUUGGUGGGGCUUUUCCUUGA
Trematosphaeria pertusa is the source of this 1604-nucleotide messenger RNA. RefSeq lists its product as uncharacterized. The record is from RefSeq and is a predicted model, not a curated record. Bases 27 to 1604 code for a protein of 525 amino acids. The transcript is spliced from 2 exons. NCBI's taxonomy places the organism in Eukaryota, Fungi, Ascomycota, Dothideomycetes, Pleosporales, Trematosphaeriaceae.